AUGUCCUUUGGAGCAGAGGCUGCUCAACUGUUCUGCGGCGGAGUCUCCAAGCUUAGAUACAACUCUGGAGGUGUUUGUGGACAGAAAGCGUGGCGUGGGAAUGCGUAUAGUGUUGAAUACGGAAUUGCAAGACUUGUCCCCAUACAUCUGGCUGGCGAGUUGUAUUCAAAACAUGUAAGGACUGGAACUUUAUCAAGGUGGUGCUGUGGCGGGAAGUUCCUUUUCCUUUUUUACUCGAUCUUGAGAUUUACAGGGUUUUGUGUACAAUAA
This is a messenger RNA of Prunus armeniaca (apricot), 270 nucleotides long. The record is from the annotation of a GenBank genome assembly. NCBI's taxonomy places the organism in Eukaryota, Viridiplantae, Streptophyta, Magnoliopsida, Rosales, Rosaceae.